Molecule: messenger RNA, 531 nt
Organism: Recurvomyces mirabilis
Lineage: Eukaryota; Fungi; Ascomycota; Dothideomycetes; Mycosphaerellales; Teratosphaeriaceae
Exons: 2
Coding region: 1-531 (176 amino acids)
Biological process (GO): protein ubiquitination; modification-dependent protein catabolic process
Cellular component (GO): cytoplasm; nucleus
Molecular function (GO): ubiquitin protein ligase binding; protein tag activity; zinc ion binding
Source: RefSeq, a predicted model, not a curated record
AUGGCCCGUUCCAACAGCGUCAGCAGCGUCAGCAGCGACUCCUCGAUCCUGUCACGCGCCUCAUCCGCCGGAGCCGUUGAGACCAUGCAGAUCUUCGUCAAGACAGUGGCGGGCGACACCUUUCCCAUCACCGUCCCGCAAACAACCUCAAUUGCCAAUCUUCGCAAAGUCCUCGCCCUCCGAACCAACAUGCCCGAAACCGACCUCCGCAUAGUCUACGCCGGCAAACAUCUCUUACCCUCCUCCACCCUCCUGUCGUCCAAUGUGACUCGCGAAAGCACCCUACGCAUGGCCUUGCCUAUUCGUGGCGGCGCACCCAAGAAGAUUCGAUGCGGAGCCAAAGACUGCAAGGACGCCGCACAACGUAUCGUGGGCGACUGCGGGUUCUGUCAGGGGCAUUUCUGCGGGAAGCACAGGAUGUUGGAGUCGCACAACUGCUCGGGAUUGGAGAAUUGCAAGCAGGAGGAGAAGGAUCGAAAUGCGCAGAAGUUGCAGCAGGAGCGGACGGCGCAGGUUGGGAAGGUGCUGUAG